AUGUACAUGUCCAGUGUUAUCAAGGGCCGUGCAGCUCCUGGACUUUAUUCACAAACUUCUACUUCUAACUGCAAAGUCAAAACUCCCAUCAACCCGCACCUGAGAGAGUUCCACUGCAGCUUCGAGGACGAGCCCAUCUGUAUGUUCACUCAGGACAAGAACGACAACUUCGACUGGACCAGACACAGCGCCGCGACACGGGACACCAAGUACACCCCCAACACGGGGCCCAGUGGGGACCGCAGCGGCUCCAAGCAAGGCUUCUACAUGUACAUCGAGACCUCGCGGCCUCGAAAAGAGGGGGACCAGGCGCGCCUCGUCAGCCCGCUCUUCAACGUGGCGCCUAAGAACCCGUACGGCAUCAACAACCCGCCCGCCUACUGCUUUGGCUUCUUCUACCACAUGUACGGCAAGCACAUAGGGACCCUGAACGCCUUCCUGAAGCAGAAGGGCCAGACCACCAGUGACACCCCUGUGUGGUCCCUCACCGGUAACCAAGGCGACCGCUGGAAACAGGCCAAAGUCAGCAUCCACCCGCUCUCCUCCUUCCAGGUUGUGCUGGAGGGGGUUCGGGGCCCAGGCAUCGAGGGCGACAUCGCCAUCGACGACGUGACGCUGGAGGAAGGAGAAUGUCGAGACCCACCGCCUAAUUUAAGCUCCUCGGCUCCACCCCCAUCCUCCCAUAUAUGGCUGCUGUGCGUCGCCGCGGUGAUCACCCUCCUACAAGGCCAGAGGUGA
Molecule: messenger RNA, 738 nt
Organism: Knipowitschia caucasica
Lineage: Eukaryota; Metazoa; Chordata; Actinopteri; Gobiiformes; Gobiidae
Source: the annotation of a GenBank genome assembly